AUGUGCAGCUAUCUCCCAUCACUUCUCCCCAUCUCCCCAUCACAAAAACACUCAAAAUUCAACUUUUUCCACCAUUUAGACACUCAAACUAACCCAAACCUGUACAGGCCGCUGGGGAUCAUCAUAGUGCUAACCCACCUGGAGGUAUGGUCGAGAGAGGACAAAGUAAAGAUCGUCAACCAAAAUUCUACUCAAACUCUACAAAAUUUCCAAACUUACCUAGCUACAUUUAAGGCAGAUGCUCCAAACACACCUGUCGACAACCUGCAACUCCUGACAGGUGUGGACUUUGAGAAUAACACGGUUGGAAAGGCCACAGUUGCCGGGAUGUGUGGGCCAGCCUCAGUGGGCGUGUCAAUGGACUCUGCAACCAACUCCUUUCUGGACACCGCUGAAGUUAUGGCACACGAGAUGGGGCACAAUUUUGGCCUCAAUCACGUGGAUGAGGUGGAAGGCUGUGAGUGUGAGACCCACCAGUGCAUCAUGAGGUCCACAGGCAUUGGGAAGGACUGGAAUGAAUGCAGCAGAAAAAACAUUACCCGACUGUUGCCGACUGUGUCUCUCGAGUGUCUUGUAAACGAACCCUCAGUUUUACCUGUUUGGGAGAGCGGGGGAGGUAACUGUGGCAACUGGGUGAUGGAGGAAGGGGAGGAAUGUGACUGUGGCCCCAAGAGGUACUGUGAUAACCCCUGCUGUGACCCUGAGACCUGUAAACGUGUUGGAAACGCUUCAUGUGCCACGGGUCCCUGUUGCAAUGUGAAGACCUGCCAGCCCCUCUCCUCGCUGUCUGUCUGCCGCCCAGCCCUCUCAGAGUGUGACCUGCCAGAAUACUGCAAUGGAUUGGGUGAGGACUGCGUUGAAGACUCGUACGUCAGAGAUGGCACAGCUUGUGAAUGGGGACAGGGUUACUGCUACAAGGGGAAGUGUGGGAGCCCAGCCAGCAGAUGUAAGCAGGUGUGGGGUGAGGAAGCGACAGUCUGUCCUGCUGAAAGGGUGAAAAAAAUGAAUCGCUUGGGUCACCUGAGUGCAAAUUGUGGUUUUAUCAAUAAGCCGGAGGAGAAAGUGCGGGCCUGCGAUGAAAGAGAUGCCGAGUGUGGGAGUCUUCAUUGCCGGACCCCCGAGAAGGCCUCUCUUGGCCCGUACUUUUACCGGACUAAGUGGCAAAGUUCGGAAGACUGUCGAUCUGUCCACGCCAACAAAAGUUACCCGGAAAGUGCGUGGCUGGUGCCUGAUGGGACCCCCUGUGGUGAUGGGGAGAUGUGUGUGGCCCAGCGAUGUGUGUCCAGACCAUGGCCUCUUUCCGCUAUCAUCUUCUUACUUGUGGUUAUCGCCUUUCUUAUCCUUGUCUUCCUCCUCUGGGACCACAUCCGCUACUGCUGGGAGAGGCGGGGGGGGCGCCACACCUGCAUCACACACUGCUACUACUGCGGCACCUGUCUGGACCACACCUGCUGCCCCUGCAUGAACAAAAUUAAUCGUUUAUUCCUGUCUGUCAUCCCUGUUGUCAAGUGUCCGAGUCUAAAAUUGGCCCCAAAACGGACGAACGGGCAGGCUAAUGGGGCUGUGGUGGGGGCUGCGGGUGCGGUGGAUGCUGUGGAGGGGGUGGAGGGGGUAGAGGGCCAGCGGACACCCCACAAUCCACCAGGAAUCGAAGCGGACGCGGAUUUUGAUGUCAGUGUUGGGAGACUGGAGUUUCUGGGAUCUGAGGUGAAAGGGGUGAGCUUUACCCCAGUUUCACCCCCUUCCCACGCACCGGGGAGCGCGCCGGGCACCCCACUGGUAGCCACACCCCUCCUGCACCCCUCCAUCCAGUCUGCACCCCCGCAUCACGCCCCGUUUGGCCCACAGGGAGAUUUAAACAAGGGUAACUUUGGCAUUUCAACGCAAAAUUUUGACAAUCCUUUAUCUUAUCUCCCCCACCCCCCUCCCUCCGCCUCCCCCCAGAAUCACCCCCGCUAGAUCCGCCCCCCUCCCCCCAAGCCUCCCCCCGCACAGACACCCAGGCCUACCCCCCAAGUGCCCCCUAGGCCUAUAACCACACAGCCUCUCAGACCCCCUCUCCCUCCUAGCCCCACACCCCCCUUCAGGCCCCCCUCUCCCCUCCUUAUGUCCCCCCCUCCCCUAGUGUGUGUGUGUGUGUGUGUGUGUGUGUUUGUUUGUUUGUUUGUUUGUAUUAUGGCCAGUUAUGUACUCUCUCUCUCUCUCUCUCUCUCUCUCUCUCUCUCUCUCUCUCUCUCUCUCUCUCUCUCUCUCUCUCUCUCU
Molecule: messenger RNA, 2262 nt
Organism: Scylla paramamosain (green mud crab)
Lineage: Eukaryota; Metazoa; Arthropoda; Malacostraca; Decapoda; Portunidae
Product: disintegrin and metalloproteinase domain-containing protein adm-2-like
Exons: 9
Coding region: 1-1959 (652 amino acids)
Biological process (GO): membrane protein ectodomain proteolysis
Molecular function (GO): metalloendopeptidase activity
Source: RefSeq, a predicted model, not a curated record